Molecule: messenger RNA, 1131 nt
Organism: Klebsormidium nitens
Lineage: Eukaryota; Viridiplantae; Streptophyta; Klebsormidiophyceae; Klebsormidiales; Klebsormidiaceae
Source: the annotation of a GenBank genome assembly
GCUUGGCAGUAAUGGUCUGCUCGACUUCCGAACUCACUGGGCUCGUGUCUCCUUCUCUUUAUUUCGUAUACUGCGGUUUGAUCCGCGAGGAGCAAAACCAAGCGCAUAUGGAAGUCUUGCGGCCCAAGUAUUCGAACAAAAUAUGGCUGAUAUAUGUCAUGGUGCUAACAUAUGCAAUGCCUGUCCUGGCAUGAGGAAACAGAAGCACGGCCGGACAGGCUGAGGAGGCAGCCGCAUUGUGAAACUUAAAGGAAGGAGCACAAAACCUUUGCACAAAAAACGCUUGCUUCCCGAAUUGUCUUAUUGGCCUUCCUUCCUGCUUUCUCUGUGCCCACUAAUAUCCCCCGAGUGUUGCAUGUCAGCUUCACCAUAGCGACUUAGACAGUUAUUUGGGAGCGUUGAGGACCUCCAAUUGGGACCAACAAAGGGAGCCAAAAUGUCUAUGUACGUCAGAGUGAAACACAAAAAGGUGACCUACUUUUUACACGUUGAGCCUUCUGACUCAAUCCUGGAAGUCAAGGAGAAGCUCCAGGCACUCAGCGAGCAGCCGGUGGAUCAGCAACGACUGACUCUGGUCUCGACGGGGCAAGUUUUGGAAGAUGGAAAGACGCUCGCUGAGCAGAAAGUAGAAAAUGAUGCUGUCGUAGCCCUCCAAUAUAAACUUCCAGAUUCAGACCAAUACGAGGAAAUCGAUAUUCAAAAACAUGACAUAGACGAUACAGCAGAACCACACUCUUAGUUCAAGCAGAAAGUAGUCCUUCAAACAGGAUAAUUGUACAUAAGAACGCAUACUAUUUCAAAGCAGUUUAUUUGGCGAUUAUGAAUGUGCCCUCCUCUGUGGAUGAGAGUGUGCAAAGGGCCGGCAACUGCAAUCGUUGAUGGGGUCCUCAUUGUCGAUUGACUAAAAGGAAACCGGCAUCAACUAACAGGAAAGGUAUAAAAUAGGCUGUAUGCAUACAGUGCGCAGGUGUGUUUCUGAAGGGACCCGAUCAUGUCAGGCCAGCUGCUAUGUUAAGUUCGAAGUUUAGAAGAUUGGAACUUUGAUGCAUGAUGUCUUCAUGUGGAGUCACUUGACCAGCAGAAUAGUGACAAAGGCAGGCAGCCCGAAGAUCCCGUCGCGUUAUAAUCUAG